GUACACGGAAGUUAUCCAGGAUCCUGCAUACUCGAGAUUUUUUCCUUCUGUAGACUUUCUCGGUAUAAUUUACUGUUUCCUCUGGCGGUUAGUUUGACCAUGAUGGGGCAGUCUGUGCGGCAGCCCUGAGGAGAUGAUGUGCAGUUAUCAGCAGACGGUUGAUCGGGUGAAUGGACGCGAGGACUUGAAGUGCUGCUGUUUUGACAGCUGGGUCGAGCUUCCAGUACCUGGUCUGUCUGCCUGACAGAGAACAGACCAGAGCCGAGGUUUAAACCCCAAAGAAGGGUUUAUUUUAUGUAGAGACAAAUUUCCCUGUCAGUGAAGUUGCUUUUAAAGCGCCAUUGAAGGAAAGGCUGAAAGGUGACUUCUCUUCUCAUCGUAGCUCUCCUCCCCCCUGACCAGUGGUCAUGGCCUCAUCCCGGCUGAAGUACCUCUCUCUGGGCGUGCUGGUGUUCCAGACCACCUCCCUGGUGCUCACUAUGCGAUACUCCCGCACCCUGCAGGCCGAGGGCCCGCGGUACCUGGCCUCCUCAGCUGUGGUGGUGGCCGAGGUCAUGAAGAUCCUCACCUGUGUGCUGCUCGUCUUCAAGGAGCACAGUUAUAGCCUUCGAGCUCUGAACAGCAUACUGCGUCAGGAAAUUGUCCACAAACCCAUAGAAACACUGAAACUGGCGAUCCCCUCUGGGAUCUACACGCUGCAGAAUAACCUGCUGUACGUCGCCUUAUCCAACCUGGACGCAGCCACCUACCAGGUGACGUACCAGCUGAAGAUCCUGACCACAGCUCUGUUCUCAGUGUCCAUGCUGGGCCGCAGGCUGGGCGUCUACCAGUGGCUCUCAUUGCUUAUUCUUAUGGCUGGAGUGGCUCUCGUGCAGUGGCCCUCUGAGUCUGCAGCGGCCCCAGAGAAGGAGGCCCUCUCCGCAGGCUCCCAGUUUGUCGGUGUGACGGCGGUUCUAGUGGCGUGCUGCUCCAGCGGGUUCGCUGGUGUCUACUUUGAGAAGAUCCUAAAGGAAAGCAAACAGAGCGUCUGGGUCCGCAACAUCCAGCUAGGGAUGUUUGGCCUGGUGUUUGGCUUCUUUGGGAUGCUGGCCUACGAUGGAGAGAGGGUGGCGGAGUCGGGAAUGUUUCAGGGAUACAGCACGGUCACCUGGACUGUCGUAGCGCUGCAGGCGCUGGGUGGUCUGGUCAUAGCAGCGGUCAUCAAGUAUGCAGACAACAUCCUCAAGGGCUUUGCUACAUCGCUCUCCAUCAUCCUGUCAACUCUUAUAUCGUACUUCUGGCUACAGGACUUCGACCCCACUGGGGUGUUCUUCCUGGGGGCCAUUUUGGUCAUCGUGGCCACUUUCCUGUACGGCUACGAAGGCAAGACAUCCCCCAACCCCAGCAGGGCGUAGUACACUCACGGCUGACACUACAGCAGCAGUAGGAGGUCCUGUGGAAGCGUCAGGACGUGGAGGAAAAAGAAGGGGAAAGGUCUUUAUCAUAUAUUGAGAUCACUAAGUGGAGGAGACAGAGAAGAGGAGUAGGAGUAGAGGAGGUAAGCAGGUUGGGAACAGAGGACAGGGAGAGUAAAAAGGAAGGUUUAAAAAAAAGAGCAACCACAAUGCUGUGAUGGGUCUCAUACACCAAAAGUGCCUCUGACAAGGGUAACCAGUGAGAGAAGAAAACUGUGGCAAAAUAGAUUUGUAUGUUCCUCUUUUUUUGCCGCUGUAGAGCUAAUCCUGGCAGCCACAGAGAUAUUCUUAACAGGACCGACUGAUUGUCUUGAUUAAAAACCUGUUUGACUGCCAGUUGCUGUUACUGCCCCAUCAAUCACGCCUAUACAGUAACUGACUUCAGAGGCGGACAGGCAGGAGUUUCUCAAGCUUCUUCAAAGCCACUUUUUUCUGAUAAGUGUGAACAAGCCCACACUGUUGGCUUGUUGUUGCUGUAUUUAAGGCUUUGACGGUCUUUCUAGUCCCACUUUGAGCUCUGAAAGCACAUUUUUUUCCCUGAAGUGAGCGUUCCCAGCCACUGUUUGCCCUUAAACUGUGUACAAUACUGCAUGCCCUAACAGUCAAAUGGUCAAGGUUAGCACUGGGGCCAUGGUUUGGGGGGGGGGGGGGGACAACCCAACACACCAAGAGCAGUAACCAUAACUAUUAUUGUUUCCUAAUUUAUGACUGUCAUGUUGCUAAUGCUAAUUUGGGCAACAUAUAGACACCGGGGCGUCUUUGCUAACAUAUACAGUGUGCCUCGGUGACAGAAUUGUUUUACUGUAUGACUCUGGUCUGUCUGUCUGGUGCCGUUUAAUGUUUGACAGUAAUCUGGGUAAAUGAAUAAAAUGCUACAGGAAUAAACUAAUCUCGGCUGUAACAGGGGUUAUUAUUUGAUAAUGAGGUGAAGAUUAUUUUGUUCAAGUGUUAAACUUGGGUAUAACUAAUGGGAGCACCAUUUUAAUUGUCAUCUAUAAAUCUAAAUGAAUUGUCUGUAUAACUUAUUCAUUCAUUAAAUAGGCAUUUAUGUGUCUUUUCAAAGCCACUGAUAAUAAGCAUCCAGCUCCUUAUGUCCUGUGCUCAUGUAACAAUAUAUUCUGUUGAUUUUGUGGCAAAGUAAUCAAACAUUACUGUAUGUGGCCCAGUUAAGAGGGGAUAAAGCGGGUAUAAUUAAUAACUUUGUUAUUUGAAUUACCAAUAUGUGAAUCUUUUAUAAAAGACAAAUGUUUCCUUUAA
Messenger RNA from Micropterus salmoides (largemouth bass), 2711 nucleotides. RefSeq names its product UDP-N-acetylglucosamine transporter-like. The transcript is spliced from 8 exons. Gene Ontology annotation, biological process: pyrimidine nucleotide-sugar transmembrane transport. Gene Ontology annotation, cellular component: Golgi membrane. Bases 408 to 1394 code for a protein of 328 amino acids. Gene Ontology annotation, molecular function: UDP-galactose transmembrane transporter activity. The record is from RefSeq and is a predicted model, not a curated record. Lineage: Eukaryota; Metazoa; Chordata; Actinopteri; Centrarchiformes; Centrarchidae.